Neoarthrinium moseri is the source of this 2232-nucleotide messenger RNA. RefSeq lists its product as uncharacterized. The record is from RefSeq and is a predicted model, not a curated record. The transcript is spliced from 3 exons. Gene Ontology annotation, biological process: response to oxidative stress; hydrogen peroxide catabolic process. Gene Ontology annotation, molecular function: catalase activity; heme binding. Gene Ontology annotation, cellular component: cytosol. The coding region runs from base 1 to 2232 and encodes 743 amino acids. Lineage: Eukaryota; Fungi; Ascomycota; Sordariomycetes; Amphisphaeriales; Apiosporaceae.
AUGAUGAGUGGUGAAAAGGGUAGCAAGGCUGCUCAGCUUGAGCACGAUGCUGCAACUCCGACAAAGGAUGACCGCAUUACCUCGGACUUUGGCGUGAAGCAGGGCAACACAGAUGACUGGCUCAAGAUUGUCAACGAGGAUAGUACUGGGCCCCAGCUCCUCGAGGAUUCGUUUGCUAGAGAAAAGAUCCAUCGUUUCGACCACGAGCGGAUUCCCGAACGUGUCGUCCACGCCAGGGGCGCCGGCGCAUUCGGGACCUUCCGUUUGAAGCAGAGCGCUGAAGAUGUCACCUUGGCACCUAUCUUGAACGAUACUUCCCGCGAAACCCCUGUGUUUGUGCGAUUCUCGACUGUUCAAGGAAGUCGUGGAAGUGCCGACACAGUUCGCGAUGUGCGAGGGUUUGCCGUCAAGUUUUACACCCAGGAAGGCAACUGGGACAUUGUUGGCAACAACAUCCCGGCAAGUCCUCACAACCACGGGAUCAGUUACCUGAUACUAAUAUCAAUGCAGGUAUUCUUUAUCCAGGAUGCCAUCAAGUUCCCCGACUUCGUUCAUGCCGUCAAGCCGGAACCUCACAACGAAGUACCGCAAGCCCAGAGUGCUCAUAAUAACUUUUGGGAUUUUGUCAACCUCCAUACCGAGGCAACUCACAUGUACAUGUGGGCAAUGUCAGACCGUGCAGUACCACGUUCAUACCGUAUGAUGCAAGGCUUUGGAGUCAACACUUUCGUGCUCAUCAACAAGAAGGGCGAGCGCCACUUCUGCAAAUUCCACUUCACCCCGCAACUGGGGGUGCACUCUCUCGUCUGGGACGAGGCACUGAAACUUGCUGGCCAAGAUCCUGAUUUCCACCGCAAGGACCUCGGAGAGGCUAUUGACAAUGGCGCAUUUCCGAAGUGGGAUUUCGGCAUCCAGGUCAUUCCAGAGUCACAGGAGCACGAUUUCGACUUCGACAUUCUUGAUGCCACCAAGAUCUGGCCCGAGGAGCUGGUUCCUGUUAGAAACAUUGGUGAGUUGGAGCUUAACAAGAACGUUGACGAGUACUUCCCGCAGACUGAGCAGGUUGCCUUCUGCACGGCUCACAUGAUCCCUGGAAUCGCACACUCGAAUGACCCUCUUCUUCAGGGUCGUAGCUUCAGCUACUUCGACACACAACUUUCACGACUUGGCAUCAAUUGGCAAGAGCUCCCCAUCAACCGACCUGUCUGUCCGGUCAUGAAUUUUAACCGUGACGGCCAAGGAAGACAUCGUAUCACUAAGGGAACGAUUAACUACUGGCCUAACCGAUUCGGAAUACAACCUCCUGCCACGGCUGAGGAGGGCGCUUACCCAGAGUACCCAGAGAAAUUCCAAGCCAUCAAGGCACGAGCUAAGAGCGCCAAGUUCAAGGAACACUUCAACCAGGCACAACUGUUCCUGAAUAGCUUGUCGCCCCCAGAGAGGCAACAUCUCAUUGCUGCUUUUGCAUUUGAGCUUGAUCAUUGCGAUGAUCCUACCGUGUACGAGCGAAUGUCGACGCGUUUGGCUGACAUUGAUCUUGAUCUGGCGCAGCAAGUCGCUGAAAUGGUUGGAGGGCCUGUCCCUGAGGAGGAGACGAGGCCAAACCACGGAAAGAAGGCUACAAAGAUCAGUCAGGCUGAAUUUGCGCCAGCUAGUCCAACAAUUGCCACGCGGCGUGUUGCCCUCCUCAUUGCCGAUGGGUAUGACCCAGUUGCCUUCAACGGUGUCAAGAGUGCACUGGCAGCAUCCGGCGCAAUACCAUUCGUUAUUGGGCCUCGGCGAAGCGAGAUUUUCCCUGCCGGAGCAGGAAAGACACCGGGCAAUGGCGUGAAGGCCGACCACCACUUUGAGGGCAUGCGCUCGACAAUGUUUGAUGCGCUCUUCGUUCCUGGUGGUGCGGAUUCGAUUCAGACUUUGUCAAAGAGCGGGCGCUCGCUGCACUGGCUCCGAGAAGCAUUUGGACAUCUCAAGGCCAUCGGAGGAAGUGGAGAAGCUGUGCAGCUCUUCAAGCUUGCCUUUGGUCUUCCAAACAUCAAUAUUUCACAAGACGGAGAGGCAGUGGAGUCGUAUGGUGUUGUCACUAUUUCUCAAGUCCAACCCGAUCACUUCACCGAAGUCGUCAAGAUCGCCAAGGAGGGUACAAACUUCUUGGAGAAGUUCUGGUUCCAGAUUGCCAGUCAUCGCAAUUGGGAUCGUGAAUUAGAAGGGUUGAGCAGCCAGGUGGCUUACUAA